Messenger RNA from Phytophthora nicotianae INRA-310, 891 nucleotides. RefSeq lists its product as hypothetical. Bases 1 to 891 code for a protein of 296 amino acids. NCBI's taxonomy places the organism in Eukaryota, Oomycota, Peronosporomycetes, Peronosporales, Peronosporaceae. The transcript has 2 exons. The record is from RefSeq and is a predicted model, not a curated record.
AUGGCUAAUAUCCUACCCUCCUGUUAUGUAGUGAACUUUGACUGCCAUGCUUUGAGGAUAUCUGGCCGCUUCGAUGAAGUUCAAAGCGAGUGGAGUAAAUUUGACAAAGGGACGUCGUGGACACUCCGCAUUCUGCACUGCUCAGCGUUGGAAGUUCCCCCAAGUUUUGUGGAAUUUCAUGGUUUGCAGCAGAUCGAAGUAUACAAUUCCACAAUUGUUGAUUGGAGCGCAGACAGCACUAUCAGUAGCACAAAUCACCCCGAAAUGUCUCAAGAGUUUCCACCAGGAUUAAGGCAAAUCAACUUCUGCGAGACUAAUUUGAAAACUCUUCCUGAUGAUCUUGACUCUAAUUGGCCGAGCGGCGCGGGAAUUUACAUGGAGAACAACAAACUGACAGAAAUUCCAGCAGCACUUGCCCACUUAAGGCCAGUGUAUCUCAUGGCGAGAGGAAACCCGAUCACUCAGCUUCCAUCUGAGCUUUUCGAGGGUGUACUGAGCUAUUUAACACUCGGAGGCACGAAUCUCGCCGAACUUCCGCAAAAUGUGGCAGAACCAUCAACCGCUUUGGCCUAUUUGGACGUCACUGAUACUGAUAUCGCGUUCUUUCGGUCAUGGAUGGAGCCUCUUGUUGAGGAUAUGUUAGGGGUCACGCCUCUGCUGGCUGCUGGGGGUACUCCGUACUGCUCCGAUCUCGAUGCCAUCAUGAGUGGUUCAUCCUCCAAGUUCACUACUCCUUUUGAGACUGGCCAAUCUACACUACUCAUGAAUGCGUCAGUGGAAAACUGGGAGUAUCUCCUUCAGGCCGUGGAUUGCUCACCAUCAUACGGUCUAGCACUCUUUCCUCUCGAAUAUUGGGAUGUAAAGUAUGGUAUCCACGACAGCGAGUUCUGA